AUGUCAGUUGAGGAAAAAAAGCACAAACUUGAAGAAUUAAAAGAUCAGAAUGUGGUACUUGGACUUGCAAUCCAAAGAUCACGACUUUCAGUAAAAAGAUUAAAAUUAGAGUACGGAGUUUUACUGGAGAGAUUGGAAUCUAGGAUAGAACUGGAUCCUGAAUUGAACUGCGAAGAUCCCUUGCCGACUCUGGCCUCAUUCAAGCAGGAACUAUUAACGAAACCAUUUCGAAAAUCGAAAACCAAAAGGCACAAAGUAAAGGAAAGAGACCCAAAUAUGCCCAAAAGACCUACAAAUGCUUACUUAUUGUAUUGUGAAAUGAACAAGGAGAGGAUCAGACAGAAUGGCUCUUUAGACGUAACAAGAGACCUGGCGGAAGGCUGGAAGAACCUUAAUGAACAAGAUAGGAAACCGUACUAUAAGCUUUAUAGUGAAGAUAGAGAAAGGUACCAAAUGGAAAUGGAAAUAUACAAUAAAAGAAUAAACAGUGCAGAUGCAGAUGAUGAUAAAGAAGAAAGUGAAGACAAGAUAAAAAACAAUGAAGAUAGGUCACCUACGAAAGUAGAUGACACAAAAGAAGGUGAAGACGGAGCUUUGAUUACCUCUAACUAA
Molecule: messenger RNA, 612 nt
Organism: Saccharomyces mikatae IFO 1815
Lineage: Eukaryota; Fungi; Ascomycota; Saccharomycetes; Saccharomycetales; Saccharomycetaceae
Gene: NHP10
Product: Nhp10p
Exons: 1
Coding region: 1-612 (203 amino acids)
Source: RefSeq, a predicted model, not a curated record